CCCACCACAGCUACAGGCUUUUUAGUCCCUGGGUCGGCCUGUCCCGCGGGGAACAGUCCCCGUCCGCCCGUCCGCGCUCUGCCCGCCCGCCGGGCAUCUGCCCUUCUCUCCUGACUCCGCCCCGCAUCUGUCCGGAACCGCUUCGCGUCUGAGCUGACCCAGUGCGCGUCCGCCAGUCAGUCCCUCCGGACCCGCCGCGAGUCUCGGGCUGCCGAAAUCACCGCGCGUCACUCGCCUCAACAGUGAUUCUGAGUCUGCUUUUAGCUUUCUUCGCCUUGGCUUUUUUCUGUUUGUGAACAGCUGUUUGGCCCAUAGCUUAGAGAAAGCAGCCUUUUUUUCCUCUCCCAAGAGAGCCUUCUCCCUGUGCUCAGAGAGAUGGGGAGUGGGGAGCCUAAUCCUGCUGGCAAGAAAAAGAAGUACCUCAAGGCUGCCCUGUAUGUGGGUGACUUGGAUCCAGAUGUUACCGAGGACAUGUUAUAUAAAAAGUUCAGGCCUGCUGGACCUCUGCGCUUCACCCGAAUCUGCCGUGACCCAGUGACCCGCAGCCCCCUGGGCUAUGGCUACGUUAACUUCCGCUUUCCUGCGGAUGCUGAGUGGGCACUGAACACGAUGAAUUUUGAUUUGAUUAAUGGCAAACCAUUCCGUCUAAUGUGGUCUCAGCCAGAUGACCGCUUAAGAAAGUCUGGAAUUGGAAAUAUAUUCAUCAAAAACCUGGACAAAUCCAUUGACAACAGGGCCCUUUUUUAUCUGUUUUCAGCUUUUGGGAGCAUUCUCUCCUGCAAAGUCGUAUGCGAUGACAAUGGCUCCAAGGGCUAUGCCUAUGUGCACUUUGACAGCCUGGCCGCCGCCAAUAGGGCCAUCUGGCACAUGAACGGAGUGCGGCUCCACAACCGCCAGGUGUACGUCGGCCGAUUCAAAUUUCCGGAAGAGAGGGCUGCCGAAGUUAGAACUAGGGACAGAGCGACUUUCACUAAUGUUUUCGUUAAAAACUUUGGAGAUGACAUGGAUGACGACAAACUGAAGGAACUUUUCAGUGAGUAUGGGCCAACUGAGAGUGUUAAGGUAAUAAGAGAUGCCAGUGGGAAAUCAAAAGGCUUUGGAUUUGUGAGAUAUGAGACACAUGAGGCUGCCCAAAAGGCUGUGUUAGAUCUGCAUGGAAAGUCUAUCGAUGGGAAAGUGCUCUAUGUAGGGCGAGCACAGAAGAAAAUUGAACGUCUUGCUGAGUUAAGGAGAAGAUUUGAGCGGCUGAGAUUAAAAGAAAAAACUCGGCCUCCGGGGGUGCCUAUCUAUAUUAAGAACCUGGACGAGACCAUUGAUGAUGAAAAACUGAAGGAGGAAUUUUCUUCCUUUGGAUCAAUUAGUCGGGCCAAAGUGAUGGUGGAGGUGGAGCAAGGCAAAGGGUUUGGUGUUGUCUGCUUCUCCUCUUUUGAAGAGGCUACCAAAGCAGUAGAUGAGAUGAAUGGUCGCAUAGUGGGCUCCAAGCCCCUGCAAGUCACUCUGGGCCAGGCCAGGCGCAGGUGGUGAGGAUAAGAAUGCUCAAUUUGUUUCAGCCUUAAGCUGGUGCCUACUUAGUUUGGGCUACUUUGUGAUAAGAGGUUAUUUUAUGUCAAUUAACAGGUUUUUUUAAGUGACUACUUUCUUUUGG
Messenger RNA from Capra hircus (goat), 1645 nucleotides. It is a transcript of the gene PABPC5, whose product is annotated as poly(A) binding protein cytoplasmic 5. Gene Ontology annotation, molecular function: RNA binding. Gene Ontology annotation, cellular component: ribonucleoprotein complex. The record is from RefSeq and is a predicted model, not a curated record. The coding region runs from base 376 to 1524 and encodes 382 amino acids. Lineage: Eukaryota; Metazoa; Chordata; Mammalia; Artiodactyla; Bovidae. The transcript is spliced from 2 exons.